Molecule: messenger RNA, 1431 nt
Organism: Schistosoma guineensis
Lineage: Eukaryota; Metazoa; Platyhelminthes; Trematoda; Strigeidida; Schistosomatidae
Source: the annotation of a GenBank genome assembly
AUGACAACGGAAACACUGAAAGAGGAGGAUAUCGGUAAUUGUGAAUGCAGUGAAAAAAUAUCUGAGGAAAAGAUCUCAAUUGAAGAUACCGAUGAUGAUGAUUAUAAAUUAACUUUAAAAAAUCUUUGGGGUACAGAUAUAGCUAAUUAUUUUUUAAAUCCAAAUUUUCAAAAAACUACAAAAAUUAAAACCAUUACAAAUCAAUCAAAUACCAAUCAAUCAAUAAAUGAUAAUCUUUUCAUUGGUGGUUAUCCAAAUGGUAUGUUACAUGGUGCUCGUAUACCAUUUCAUUAUAAAUUAAAAUCAUGGUUAUUUGAUUUAAAACAAAUUAAUAUGAAUCAAUCAAUUGAUAAUCGAAAAUCAAUAAAAUCGAUCAAAUCAAUGAAAUCAAUAAAAUGUCCUAUUAUUUCUCAUUUAUCAACUAGAACAAAUAGUGUAUUUAAUUUAAUUGAUUUAUUAAAAUAUCAUAUAGGAAUAAAUUAUAGUGCACAAUAUUUAUGGAAUUUAUUAAGAUAUAAAUCAUAUGAACAAUUAAUUAAUUAUGAAAAACAAUUAACUAAUGAAGAACAAAUUACAUAUAGUGCAUUUACACAUGAAUAUGUAUUAAAGGGGAAAGAAAAGCCACCUUUAUGUGAUUUCAUUCGUGAAAAUCCAUCAAAUUCAUUAAUGAAUAUCAUGAAACAGUUAAAAUCACCAUCUAUUGAGAAACAGUUACGUAAAAUGAAUUUAUCUGUAUCAUGGGCUAAUAGAAAUCAAGAUCAAUUUCGUAUGAUCUCAUUUCAACAAAAUUUAAAAGAUGCAAUCAAAUCCAUUGAAAAUAAUCAGUUCACAUCUUCAUUAUUGAAUCAUCAUCAAAUGAAAAUAAAACAUGAAUUGGAUUCGAACUUAAAAUUGAAUGAUCAACAAGUUGAUCAAUUAAUGUCAUUCUAUCCUACGUUGAAAAAUAAACAAAAUGAAACAUUCAUUGAUAAUGAUAUUCAACCAUUAGAAAAUUACUUUCCAGAUUACUCUAAAAUACAAGAUUCCAUCAAGAAAGUAUCAAAAUUAUCUAACAGUGAAAGUAUGACAAAGAAGUCAACCAAAUCAUUUGAUCAUUUAUCAUUUUGGCAUGCAAAUCAAUCAAUCAAGUCUCCAAAGAAAACUGAAAUAAAGUAUCAAUCUAUAAACAAUAAACAAGAGAAUACUUCAUAUCAACUUAAAUCUUUAAGAAAACCAUCUAAUAUUUCAAUAUCUACUUCAUCGAUUGACAAGAAAUUACAACCUCUUUGUUGGUCUGAUCUACUUGAAACCAAUAAACAAAAAAGAGAUUAUUCUAAACACAUUAGUGGAUUAUAUUCAUCAUUAUCUAAUGAGAAUUCAAGAAAUAAUUCAAUGGAUUGUUCAUUUAUAAAGAAAACAUUAUGGAAACCAGCUAAAGCAAUUGUAUCAUAA